AUGUCAAUUCUUGCAAACUGGGGUGCUAUUUCCGAGCUCGUUUUACCACCUGUUUGUACAUUUUUGACAAAUGAAGUUGCCAAAAAGAUAGAACUGUUAACAUCUUCUCCUCCUUCGUUCAUUGAGGGGUCUCUCCAGACUGUUCCAAAUUUUUCCUCUUUUGAUGUUACGUUUCGCUCUAUUAAGCUUAUUCCUCCAAAUAAAGGAGAAGAAAAAAGAUCCUCGUGUAAAAAAAGUUUGACAGAAUCUCUAUUAUUAACAGAUAACGAAAAUGUCGCUGAUAAAAACCGAGAAUUUUUUGGUAGCGCAAUAAACAUUUUAGACAUUGAGGCCCCGGAUCUUAUUUUUUUUAAUGAACUACCAGAAGACGAAAAAAAGCUUUUAUUUUGUAUGGAAGAUACUGCGGUCUAUAUAUAUAGUCCAGCCAUAAAACAAAGAAACGCUUCAUCUGCAUCUGAGUCAAAAAUGGAAGGAUCAAGAAGAACCCCAUACUACGGCAAGCUAUUAAAUGAAUGGCAUCGGUCUACUACGAAAAAUGGUUCAUUAUCUAAAUUAUCUUCAGCAAUUCAGGGAUGGUCCCUUUCUAAAUUUUCAAAACCCUUACUGGAGAAAGACCUUGAGCGAUCACAACUCUUGCCCAGCGCAUCAAGAUACUCUUCACCUCUUGAUUUUCAAAUUGAUAUCAAAAUAGAGCUUGAAAUCGAAUGCGAAAUCAUCGCCAAGGGAAGUCCAUCUAUUGAUAUCCCGGGGUUUGGAAUACCGUCUAUAGUUUCUCUUGCCAUUGAGGAGAGAUUAACAGGGGUUUUGGUCGACAUUCCACUUAGAAUUGCAGUAAUAGGAAUAGAAGAGGCCAUGAAAGCCACAGAAUGCAUGAAUUUGAGCUUAUUUGUAUCCACCCUUAAGCACGCUGAAGGGCAGCCGAUAACUCUAAAUGAGGAAUCUCUUGUCGAAAGUGCUAAAGGAAUUGUUUUCAUUGAUGACGAAAAUACCGAUGGUACAAAUAUCUCCCCACAGCAAUUAAUAUUUUUGAAGAGCGGGGAAGACCCUGGAGGUUGGGCUAAUUUUUCCUUCUUUGAGAGAAAAUCGCCAAAUGUUUUGAGAUCAUAUGGCAGAAAACUGGUGUUAGAAAGACAUAAAUCUGCCCAAGAAAGGGCAUUAGCAGAGCCUGAGCUCCUGGAGUCCAACACGUCUCAGGGAGAUUCUUUUGAUCCUAUUUAUCCUCAAUUCUUGAUGGAAGCUCCUACUCCAAUUAGAGUUGAUCGACCAUCAAUAAUUAGGAGCUAUGCUAGAAAAUCGACAAUUGGAAAUGCGUAUCGCCUGCUACACGCAGAAAAAAGUGAUUCCGAAGGCUAUGAUAGUAAAGCACCAAUUAUGGUAGACAAUAAUGAGGAAAUUGAAGCUAAUGACGAUCAUGCCGUUGAAGCUGGUAAUAUUCCACAGUUAACCAGCGAUGUUGCAUCACUUGUUACGUUGGAACAAACAUCCUCAAAGAUGGAUUUUCCGGUUGUUUUAGAAAACGUUCGGUCAGACUACUACUCAGCAGAAUAUUGCAUUCUACCACCUCAACCACACAGCAUAACGCAACAUCAAUAUUCAACGAAUACCCUAAAUCCCUCGACUUGCCUGCUUUGUUUGCAACUAAAGGCGUUUGAGAGUUUUCUUCCCUGUGGAGAUUCUGUAUGCUACAGCUGCAUAUCUUCCAUUCGAGGUAAAUCGAUGCAAAUUUGCCCCGUUUGCUUGACUUCACUUCGAGAAUUUUUUAGAAAGCCAUUUGAUUUACCUGAGAAGCCGUCCCUAGUUGAGAAAAGCCAAAAGCGAACCGCAAUUCGGUCAAAGACACCGCUAAAACUCCCUGGAAAGAUUUCUUCCAAAACCAUCCCAACACAUUCAAAUAACCAUCUCCCGUAG
This is a messenger RNA of Mitosporidium daphniae, 1908 nucleotides long. RefSeq lists its product as uncharacterized. The transcript is spliced from 3 exons. The record is from RefSeq and is a predicted model, not a curated record. The coding region runs from base 1 to 1908 and encodes 635 amino acids. Lineage: Eukaryota; Fungi; Microsporidia.